GACUCUUGGCUAUCUCUCGUAGAUGGUUUCGUUUACACUUCCAGGCGCUGCGUCUUCGUCUUCAUCGCCACGUGCUGCUUUGACCUUGGGGCUCUGCGAUAACAUACCUCUUUCUUACUCCUCGCUCGCAGAACUGCCCUCACUGCCCCUCCCUCCCUACUUUCCGCAUCCCCACGCGCUCUUACUUCUGCCACUUUGCCGUAGCCUUGCUUGUUGUUUGUUUUUUUAAGGAGACCCACGAGAAGAAAACCCUGCCUACAGUUUAACCCCGUGAUGGCGUCGCGUGAGCUGUUUCGUCGUGGGACUUCCGUGCUGCAUCGACCCGUGCAGCCCCGAGUUGCUCUUGCAUCUCUGCAGCAGGCGAAACGUGGAUUCGCGCAAGAGAGACCUCAAGACAGCUCGACGUCAAAUUGGGGAGCAGGUGAACCGCCCAUCGAUGAGAAGAACACCGAACGCGGGGUUCCUCCGAAAUCUGAUUCAGAAGGCCAAGUGCCCACUCCCAGUCUGAACAGACAGAAAAGCACCCGGGAUUUCAUCAUCACUAAGCGUGAAGAGAAGUUAAAUGCUGCAAAGAAGCUAGAGUUUAAGCAGGUCCAAAGUUAAGCUGCUUUGAGCGCUAAGGAGAACGACUGGGGUUGUGGUUUCACAGACUUCCAAACGUCCGCCGGGAGUCGAUUUGGGGGCAGGAAAGCAGCAAGAGAACGUGAAGGAUCAGUAAGAAGGUUAAAAGUUUUUCAGCGGAGCACACUGCCAAUGGCUUUAAUAUUUCCAAGCAGUGAUGUUGGUCCUCAUUCCAAGGUUUGGGCGAAUUUCAAGCCGUAAAGCUGGAUGUCCUUAUCAACUGAAACCCAGGGCUGUGGAGGUUUAUUGGCGAUGUUAUUAGAUUAGUGUGGUAUAUAUUUUCUCUGUACAUUCCUUGCUCUCUUGAGGUAUGUGUGUUGCAGGUAAGUAGAACGUUGAUGUCCUACAUAGAACAGAUUCUUGUUGAAGUGUGGGUUGUCUUUUUGUUUUCUUUUUUUAAAAUAUGUUUUUGGAAGGAUUUCAUUUAGCCUAUUACUUGAAAUGUCAAGUCUACUGUCUUGUGCAUUUUGUACAGAUUUGUUCAUAUUCUGUAAUAAAUCUUGCCCUUUUUAGUCAAAGGAGAAAUAUAA
This is a messenger RNA of Physcomitrium patens, 1151 nucleotides long. Lineage: Eukaryota; Viridiplantae; Streptophyta; Bryopsida; Funariales; Funariaceae. The record is from RefSeq and is a predicted model, not a curated record.